Molecule: messenger RNA, 2756 nt
Organism: Biomphalaria glabrata
Lineage: Eukaryota; Metazoa; Mollusca; Gastropoda; Planorbidae
Product: prenylated Rab acceptor protein 1-like
Exons: 6
Coding region: 16-654 (212 amino acids)
Cellular component (GO): Golgi apparatus
Source: RefSeq, a predicted model, not a curated record
AUUCAAACAUAAAAAAUGUCGGCGAAUGAGCUUAACUUGUUCGAUAAACAUCUCCACGUCCAAACUGUCAUGGCAGAUAAAGAAGGUCUUUUAGAAGGCCAACUAGAUUACGUGCCUUCCGAAAAGAAUAAUUUCAAAAGCAGAAUCAUGUCAUUGACGCUGUCAAAUGUAUCUGCUAGAGAAUGGUUCCACAAAACUAGGGAGAGUGUCAAGCCUUGGACAGAAUUCUUGAAUUCUAAAAAAUUUGCUAUCCCAAAAACAGUGGCACCACUUCCCAAAAGAAUAGUUAAAAAUAUUGAAGCAUUUCAAGGCAACUACUUGUUUGUUUUUUUGGGCCUUGUUGUUGUUUGCAUCAUCACAUCUCCUUUGUUGCUGGUUGCUAUUGCAGCUUGUCUUGGUGCUUGUUAUAUCAUCAGCCUUAAAAAUCAGGAACAAAAAAUUACAAUUAUGGGAAGAGAAGUAACUCUAGCCCAACAAUAUGCUGCUGUUGGUGCUCUUUCCUUUCCUCUCUUCUGGUUAGCUGGAGCUGGUUCUGCUGUCUUCUGGGUAAUAGGUGCCUCUUUCUUUGUCAUCAUGCUCCAUGCAUCAUUUUAUAUGACUCAAGAGGAACAAGAAGGCUUUGACUUAGAACUGGAUGAUAUACAAACUGUAUGAGAGGCUUGUGUUGACAAUGAAUGAUCUUGUAAAGAAGCUAUUGCAAUCUCACAGUUUUCUCAAGCAAUGUUUAUUCUCUAAAUAAUUAUAUCACCAGAUCAGUUUCCCUUUGUAUUUUUAGUCUAUCUUCUUUAGUAAUACAAAGUACUUUUUUUAGAUUUACUUCCAAUCACAAGUAUUACAUCCAUGUGCAAAAACAAACAACAGUAUUUAAUAUAUAAACUUAAUUUUUUUUUCUCAAUAAUUAAAUAAGCUGCUAUGUUUAUAUCCAAUAUUUCUAAUGGUUUUCAAAAAGUAAAAAUUAUUGAUAAUUACCCAGAACUACAAAUGGAGAGAAGGAACCAGUAUGUAAUAUUGUUUAUUUGUAAAUAAUGUGGGCUAUUCAUUGCUAGUACUUAUGAACACCAUAUUUGAUGAUAUUGAAUCAUUUCUUCUUAAACCUUGUGAACCUUUUGACCUGGUAUUUGGGUUAGUGAGUUACAAAUCCAUGACCUGCUAAGAAAUGCAAUGUCUGAUUACCUUUAUACUGACUGUCUGUAUUUGAAAUUAUUAAUGACCAUUUGAAAUUAUUAAUCACCAUUAACUUGCUAAGUUAUAGUAUGUAUAUUGCAUUAAACAAAACAAAAAAGAAUUAAUGCAAACAGAAUUACCAAAAAUAAAGAUGAAGUCUUAAUUGUUUAGCCAAUCUAUAACUGAAAACAUAAAAAUACAAUGAAAGUAAAAUAUAGCUUUUUGAGUUGAAUUUGGAAAUAAAUAUCUUACAAUGUUGAAUCAGAAUAAAAAUAAAAAAAUAGAAAUAAUUAAAGUCAGCAACCUUAAUUUACAAAAAAAUUAAGAAACAAGAUUGAUGGAUUUAUAUUGAUCCAUUUUAUAAAUUGAAUGUAAUUUUUCAAUAUUUCAGAAUUAUUCUCAGCUUUAUUCUCAAUUUAAGUUCUAUUCUUGUUGUGUUAUUGCACUGGCCUAUAUCAAUUAUUGAAACAUAUAUUUCUUGCUUAACAUAUUUUAAUUGAGCAAUAAAUCUUGUUUGUCUCAUUAACUAAUAUGGAGUAAUUAUUUUUAAAAUAGUUGAUGAGAUCAGAUCGAAAGACAGAUUUGUUGUUAUCCCUUCUUCAAAAAUAAGUUUGAAAUGUUUUACUUUAUCAUGUGUUACAUUUGUUGAGUUGCAUUGUUUUGAUCAUUUGUUCUUUUUUUUUCAUUAUUAUUGAACAUCAUAAAAUCAGCUAGAGCACAAAAUCCUAGUCAUUAAUAUUGAUUUUUUUUUUUAAAUACUCAGUUGAGAGCAAUAUUUAUUAGUGCAAGAUUUAGUGAGAGAAGCAACAUAACAGUGUUUUAUGGUUUUAUAUAAGCUUUUUUUUAAAAUAUAUUCAAAAUAUUAUGAAAAAUAGAGUAGAGCAAAUUGAACAUGAUAUUUAUCUUUCUUGAUAUAGAAAGUGAUGUAGAUUUCAUUUUCAAUCCAAUGACUGGUUUUUAUUUUAUUUUUUGUUUAAUAUAUUACUUUAAAUCUUAAAGACUUGAAGUAUAUGACAAUGGGAAUGGUUUUUGUUCUGUUGUCAAAUAUUGAACUGCUUUUAUUAUCCUGACAGAUAACUCAGCAUUUAGACUUUUUUAGAAAACCUGAUAUUUCUUUUUUUUUUUCCCAAAAUAAAAGAAAAAUGUGAAAGUCUUAUAGUGUUUGGACUCAUGAAAUGUUCUAGAAAAAUCUAAUGUCAACUUGAAGCUAAAACUCAACCAUUCAGCUACUGCAUAUAAUUAUACAUAUAUAUAUUUAAAAGAUAUCCAGUAACUUAGAUAUUUGGGUGAAUGCAAUAGCUGUAUGCCAGUUGAAUGAUGCGGUCUUGUAAAACAGGAACAAAAGUGGAUCAAAGACAUAUCCAUAGAGUUAAUUACUGUUUGUUUUUAUUUCUAGUGGAUGGAUAUUGUUGAUUUCAUUUCAAUACUAUGGAGCUAAUACAUUUGUGUUUCAGUCCACAAAAUGGUUUAGGGUCUUUGGUUAUUGUUUACAUUCAUUCUUUUUGAGGAUCCUUGUAGAGGCAUAUUGUUAUAACUAUAUUUUGAAUUUGUAUAAAUAUGUUGCAUUAUAAAGGGAAAUACUUUUAACCUUU